Molecule: messenger RNA, 6881 nt
Organism: Patella vulgata (common limpet)
Lineage: Eukaryota; Metazoa; Mollusca; Gastropoda; Patellidae
Product: neuronal acetylcholine receptor subunit alpha-10
Exons: 4
Coding region: 1-1251 (416 amino acids)
Biological process (GO): signal transduction; nervous system process; regulation of membrane potential
Cellular component (GO): membrane; synapse; neuron projection
Molecular function (GO): extracellular ligand-gated monoatomic ion channel activity; transmembrane signaling receptor activity; neurotransmitter receptor activity
Source: RefSeq, a predicted model, not a curated record
AUGGUCGGAUGGAAGGAAUGGUAUGAUGAAAGAUUGAUAUGGAAUGCAACAGAUUUUGAGAACAUAACAUCUAUUAGAAUACCAUGUGACAUGAUCUGGUUACCAGAUAUAGUUCUAUAUAACAGUGUUGACGACUAUACAUCAGGAUAUAUGCAGAGUUUAGCAAUGGUGUACAACAACAGUCGUGUAUUCUGGGGCCCUGUCAUUCGUUUUAGAAGUUCUUGUAAGAUCGAUAUUACCUAUUUCCCUUUUGAUAACCAGAUCUGUAAGUUAAAGCUCGGUUCUUGGGCUUACAAUGGUUGGCAGGUUGAUGUGUGGAACCGCUCCAGUACCAUGGAUCUAUCGAACUUUGUUGAUAACGGAGAAUGGGAACUGUUGGGAAUAACGGUGGAGCGAAACGUAGUGGUGUAUAACUGUUGUAACGAGCCGUUCCCCGACGUUACGUUUUACAUCUACCUACGUCGACGUAUUAAAUAUUAUUUCAUGAAUAUCAUCAUUCCAUGCAUCAUUCUGUCCUUUCUGUGUUUAGCUGGAUUUUUACUACCGCCUGAAAGUGGAGAAAAAAUAACUCUGGGUCUGUCUGUAUUGUUGACUAUUACUGUGUUUAUGUUGAUGGUAGCCGAUAAAAUGCCACAGACAUCCGAAUCUAUUUCCGUCAUAAGCAUCUACCUCAUGGUUGUCUUGACAACAAGUUGUUUAUCUGUUUUAUCUUCUGUUUUUAUUUUGGGAAUUCAUCACCAGAGAGGAAAACCACAUCGCGUUCCCAAAUGGCUGAAAAUCCUCGUGUUUCGCAUUCUGUCGCCAGUGUUGUGUAUCAAACAGCGACCAAAGGAAAUGAAGAAAAGACAAAGUAGUAAAGACUGUUUAGUCUCGAGGAAAGGAAAAGUUGCCACCGAAGAGCUGGAAGUCAUAAAAUUAGAUCCGCGGAAAAUUGACAUUGAAGUUAUCGAUACCACAUCGAUAGACUAUAGGGGCGAUAACCCACAUAGACAGGAUAAUGGCAGCGAAGGGCCGUGUUCUGAUUGCAUCAACAACCACAACACAUAUAGCACAUUAGUAAAGCAAUUACUGAAUCUGAUACAGAAAAAACAAGUUGAUGAAAUGAAAGACGAUGAAAUAUUACGCGAAUGGCGAAACAUAGCUUAUGUUUUAGAUCGCCUACUAUUUAUUUUGUUUUUAUUAACAACUGUAAUUUCUACUGUCAUGAUUCUAGAAAUGAGACCAGAUCCGUUUAAGAAUGUUCGCAAUUAACAUUAUGGUGACGGACCAUGUGAAGUACUCUAUAGUAGAGACUAGACUUAUAAUCAUUUAAAACAGGGUGGCGGUUUUAAUUUUAGACAUGUUUAUGUAAUAGUGAAAUAGCGGCUGGUGUCGUACACGAAGCAUGGUAACUUAGGUUACUAGGGCCCCAUCCUAGUAGGGUUGAGGCAAUAAUGAUUUUUUUCGAAAUUUUUAAAACACAGGGUGUUUUCUAUGGCCAUAAGGACUGAAAAAACGAAUCUGGUGAAAUUUUUGUUGAAAAGUUACUUUUUACGUUGGUGCACGGCCAUGAAAAUUGCUGGGGGGGGGGGAGUGGAUGGCUGAAUGCUUAGCGUGCGCGCGCUGUAUCAUAAAGUCUGUCAUUGAGUCGACUGGCGUGGUUUCGAAUCCCCGGUUGUACGUGACAAGGAGUAGGGUCGCCUGUCCAACCUCGUGGGUUUUCUCCGGUUUCCUCCCACUGCUAAAGACCCCUAUGCGCAAGCGAAUUAUUGAAAUAAAAUUAAACCAUAUGUUAAUCCCGAAAUGACCUAGUUUGUGUCGAGUGGACGUUAAAUCCCAUUUCUCUUUCUCUCUCUCAUGAAAAUUGCUGCCAAAAUGGGUCUUUGAAAUUUAUAUAUAUAUACUCUUCAAAAAUAAAAGUAGGGGGUAUUGAAAUGCAAAUACCUAUGCAGGUUGUGAUAUGAUAAAUAGUCAUGGACACUUGACAUGCUUUGAGAGUAUGUUCACAGAUGAAGAACUUGUCGCCCCAACAGAACCACUGAGCUGCACCUGCGACACGCAAUAGCGCCAUACACGUGGGAGGGGUUCAUUGUCAAAUUUGACACUUCAAGGAAGGGUUGAUGAAAACUGCCGCUUGCUGGUUUAUCCUAUCCAUGUUUGCUUUCCUAUCGGUUCUUGCAUAAGAUAUACUGUUACCUUUAAUUUGAUCAAGAGACAUGUUCGUCGACGUCAACGUCAACCGACAACACUGCAAGAAUUGGCCGUGGCACUGCAAGAAGAGUGGGUCAGAUUGCCCCAAAUCGUGAUUGGACGGAUGAUUAGGAGCAUGCCACGACGAAUUGCUGAAUGUCUGAGGAUUGGUGGAGCAAUACUCAUUAUUAAGACAAAAAUCAAAAACGUCCAUUUUCACUUUUGACAGUGUAUCUCUUUGCGAGUGAAAUGGGGCCGUCAGAUAAGCCGCCUAUAUGAACUGUUUAUCUUUAUGUGUAGGCAAUUUGCAGUUUAUUAACAUACUCUGGUUACCUCUAAUAAAAACAGCAGUGCAUUUCCGCAGUUUUGUAUUGUUUCUGAAUAUCCCCUACUUUUUUUUCGAAGAGUAUAUUUGGUAGGCAAUCGCCUUGUCAUACAUCAUUUCAUAUGUUUUAUGAAAAUUUAGAUUUAAUACUCCAAGAUGGCGGCCAUUUUUUUCCAAUAUUCAAUGCGCCUAAUUCAGCGAUCUAUACACAUAUUUAUUGUCAACUGGCUUUUGCUAGUGAUUGUUUUUAUCCUUUACGAGAUGCCACCCAAGACUACCAGAGGCAUUAAGGGAACGGGCAAGGCUGUCCCACCUGCUGAGCCUGAUAUGAACCAGUCCAGUCAGAGCCGGCCCCAGAGGAGCAGGGCAGACCACUCCAUCAAGAAAGCCAAGAGAAUAAAAACAGUAACUACCUUUACUGAAAAGGAAAAGUAGUAUAUAGUUGAGAUACAUGUAUAAGGUCAUGUACAGCAAACACCUUAUGAGAUCCAAAGGAAUCCAUCCAGAAGGAGGGUCUCCGGACUGCACAGAUGCCAAGAUGAACACCGCUGGGCACUCCGCAAGGGAUCGAUAUGUGUCUCCAGUGGCAAUAUGCUUCAGUGUCACUGCCAGAUUCAGUCCAGGUGAGAGGGAUUGCCUCUCAAUAGCUGAGGCUACCCCCCGUAAGACUUUAUCAAAGAGCUUUGGUGUUAACCAUGUGUAGUUUUGUGACAUGAAACCAGCGACUGCCAGGCAGGAUACGCCCACAUUUUGCAAGAGAUGGAUAGAGAACAAGCUAAAACUAAAAGCGAUAUUUCGUGCAAUCAAGGGUCAUAAUUCAGGAAGUUACAAUCUGAUAUGCGGGAAUAUCGAACGGAAUCCAGAUCAUUGGGUUAUAAACAUGUAUUUUAAGUUUCAUCAAAAUCGGAUCAAAAUUGUGGCCUCUAGAGGGUCCGCAACCUUGAUAUUCCAUAUAUACACUAUUUGCGUAUGAGGGGUGGCCAUUUUGUCCGGCAGUUUUAGUCCGAUUUUUACGAAAUUCGAACUCAAGUGUCAUUACAGUGUAACAGUGAUAUAUUCAAACUUUUUUUUAAAUCGGAUAAUAAUUGUGACCUCUAGAGGGACCAGAAGCUAAAAACGCGAUUUUUCGUACAAUCAAGGGCCAUAAUUCAGAAAGUUAUGAUCCGAUAUGUGCGAAUUUUGAAAGGAACCCAGAUCUUUGGGUUAUAAACAUGUAUUUCAAGUUUCAUCGAAAUCGGCAGUUUGUCCGGCAGUUUUGGUCAGAUUUUCAAGACAUUCGAACUCAAGCGUCUUUACAGUGUAACAGUGAUCAAUUCAAACGUUUUUUUUUAAAUCGGAUAAUAAUUGUGACCUCUAGAGGGACCACAAGCUAAAAACGCGAUUUUUCGUACAAUCAGGGGCCAUAAUUCAGAAAGUUACGGUCCUUUAGGCGCAAAUAUCGAAAGGUACCAAGAACCUUGGGUUAUAAACAUACAUUUCUAAUUUCAUCAAAAUAAGAUGAAAAUUGUGACCUCUAGAGUGUCCACAAGCUAAAAACCAUGAUUUUUCGUACAAUAAUGGGCCAUAAUCCAUGAAGUUAUUUUCCGAUAUAUGCCAAUAUCGAAAGGAACCGAGAUCUUUGGGAGAUGGACCUAUAGUUUAAGUUUCGUCAAAAUCAACUAAAAAUUGUGACAGUGUGUCCACAAACAAAUUGUGGACGGACGUCCAGACGGACAGGGCCGACGACAAUAUACGUCCAUAUUAAAAUGUGGGCGUAUAAUGAUAUAUUACAAGGCGAUUUCCUACUAAAUAUAUAUGCAUUUCCAAGAAAAUCGUGAUUUUGGCCUUCUUUUGGCCGCCAUAUAAAAUGGCCGUGCACCAACGUAAAAAGUAACUUUUCGACAAAAAUUUCACCCGAUUCGUUUUUCUUAGUCUAUUUGGCCAUAGAAAACACCCUGUGUUUUAAACAUUUCGACAAAUGUCAUUAUAGCCCCAACUCUACCCCUAGUUUUAUUGAUAAUAGUGACUUGUAUAAUUGAUUAAACACUGUUUAUAAAAAUAUAUAUUCAGUAUUACCAUCGUCGAAUAUAUCCCGGGUUUCGUCCAUUAGAUUGUGUUCUUCGUUUGCGGAACAAAACCGAUAAUAUGGCUAUUUGCCCGAAAAUUUCUUUGCCAAAGAAUUUUCAGAAUGAAUCAAUCAUUAACUAAAACGUAUUUUCCACAAAUCUCCACUUAAAUAUAAAAGUAUUCAAAACGUAAACCGUGAGCGAUUUCAUUUUACAAUUAUAUUUCUAUGAUAUGGUCUCAUUAUCUGCUGUUUGUGUCCGAAAAAAUUCAUUGCUCGAUAAAUGGAUGAUUCACCGAAUCUGGGGCAGCCCCCCCCCCCCGGCUCUUACGCCUUUGACACGUAAAGAGAACGUGCAAAGCAAUUUAUCAUAAGGUCUGUCAUUUAGGCAACUGGCGUGGUUUCGAAUCCCCGGUUGUACGUGGGUUUUCUCCGGGUCCUCCGGUUUCCCCCCACUGCUAAAGACUCCUACGCGCAAGCGUACGUAUUAUUGAAAAAAAAUUGAACCAUGCGUUAGUCCCGAAAUGACUUAGUGGACGUUAUCAUCAUUUUUAUUGCGUGAGAGUACUUAUUUUACCAAACUGGACCUCAAGAAUAUUUUUUUGUUUGUUUUACUUUGAAAUAAAAUUGAGCCCUAUUGUAAUUUUAUAUUCUGAAGAAACGUAUAAUUGAUAAACAUGUACUCUCAUGCAAUAAAUAUGUUGAAGAAAAAAAUUCCUGAUUUUAUUAUAAUUAUUUUAUUUGGGUUGGUGGGAGUUGGGGGCAGCCUAUCUCUGGAAUUACGUGUAUAAGUGUUAUUAUUUCGUUCCAGUAAAUUAGGACGCACAUUUCUGAUUUUUAUUAAAGCCUUCGAUCUCGAUUAAAAAGACGCAUUUUUUAAAAAAUAAAUGGGAUGUGUUGGCAAUUUGACAAAACAAACCCACCGCAGUUACAGUGUUACACAUCCGCGAAUCACCCAACCCCGUAAAUAGAUCAAUAUCGAGGGAGGGGGGCAUAUUUACACAGUUAUUCCAUAACGUGAUACACGGGGAGUGGAAGAAGGGGAUAGGGUUGGAAUAUAAUGUCGCUAUUUUUAAGUAGUGAAUGUCCUACGAUUACCCCAUGGUUUAUUCUGGCGAUAAUUACGUCUGAUAGAACCCACAUUAUUGUUUGCUCUAAUUUGCGGCAAAUUAUAUGGAGUAGAAUUACAUUGGAUCACUAAUAAGAACAUAGUCUGAAUACGAUUCCAUUGACCUAGCGUAGAAAAACAAUCAAAAUAAAUUAUGGCUCUUUGUGGUUACUCCAAAUGAUUGUGACUCACCUGUCUCUUUAUGGUUUUAAAAACCAAAGGAAUUUUUAAGAAAGGAUAUAAACCGACGAAAUUAAUUCAAUAGCGCACCUGUCAUGCCCUUCAGUCGUCUCACAGUUAUGUCCCCUUAGUCAAAUUUAAAUGUAGAAAUGAACUUGUAUUAUAGACAUGUAAAUAAAGAUACUUCUGUUACUGAAAACGCAGAUUUAGAUAAAAUGUAUAGUUGUUGAUUUUAUUGCAUUUGUGUGUUAAUUUGGUCUCUGAUAUUAUUGAUCCGUAGAUUAAAGCAGGUGUUGAGAAAUGGAUUGAAAUGGGGUUUUAACGUCCUACUUUUCUGCAUCAAGCGGUCUAAUAAAGACGUGCUGUAGGGAAGUAUUGACCGACAAAGGCGUUACGGCCUACUCUUAUUUCAAAUUCUGUCAACCUGGGGUCUCUGUAUUUCGUCUCAUCCUUGCCAGGCAUUCCGUCCUGCACCGCUGACAACAUACUAAAUUUAGGAAGUCUUUCUACAGUUAGCUCCGCUUGACAACAAAUGAAACGAAAUGAAAUGGGGUUUAACGUUCUACGCCAUACAGUGUGCUGUGAGGGAAAUUCGUAAGACUUUUGUAUAAUUUUCGCUCUUUAAAUUAAGGAUAACAUUAUAUUGUAUUAAUUAAUAUCUCUGGCAAGUUAGUAGAUUCACAUAUUUGUACUUAAAUCAAGUUAGCGAAUGAGUAGAUGGUUCUGUGGGAAUAAGAAAUAUCAUGUAUUACACGUGAUAGGAAAUUUACGAUUGCAUCAUUUGGCUUGUUUAACCAAUCUCUAUACUGAUUUACAUCAUAUUUGACCAAUUAGAUAAUUGAAGGUCCAAAACCCAAAGCUACCAAACUAUCAUACUUGUGAGAAUUCGUCAGACAACAGACAAAUUCUCGAAAGUAAAAGAUGUAGCAAUUUCUAUCAGCAGACUCGGCCAUCGAGUCUGACUGGCUAGUGUUUGAGAAUGACUUUAGUAUUGUAAUCUAUACUAUGUUUGUAUCCAUGUAUCCGGCUAUGAUAUAUAAAAUGUAAAAACGAAA